UGUUAAUCUUAAACCCCUGAUUAAUAAUUGUAAACACUCAAUGGCUUGGCUUCGUCUCUUCUCAAGAACCCUAAAAUCUCAAAUCUCAUCUUCUUCCCCAAAUCAAAACCCUAAUCUCAGAACCUUACCUUUCUCAACCUCAUUUCUCAUCACAAAAACACCUGACAAAUUCAAAAAAAAGCGAAAAAAACCAGAAUCCGCCAGAACAAAACCAGUCCAACACGAAUCAACCAAGAUCCCACAUUUCGAAUCACUCGUCUCACGCGACGCACAUCUCCGAUUCCUAAUCCGUUCCAAAGAGUUCAUCUCGAAGCAACCGGAGCGAAUUCUCCGGCUAGAUGACGCCGGAAAGCUUUAUCGUGAGCUCGGGUUCCCGCGAGGUCGUAAGGUGACUCGAUUCAUCCCUAAACAUCCUCUGAUCUUACAAACGUAUAGACAUAGCGAUGGGAAGAUUUGGUUAGGGUUUACUGAGUUUAUGGAAGGUUUGUUAGAUGAAGAGAAAAGUUUAAUGGAUUCAAUGGAGUUAGAUAGAGUUAAUCGUGUUCGUAAGCUGUUGAUGAUGACGAAAGAUAAACGAAUCUUGCUGAGUAAAAUCCAUCACACUCGUUUGAUUUUUGGGAUUCCUGAGGAUUUUAGAGACAGGGUUGCGAAGUAUCCAGAUUAUUUUCGGGUUGUUACGGGUAAAGAUGGGAAUAGGGUGCUUGAGUUGGUGAACUGGGACACGAAUCUUGCGGUUAGUGAGCUCGAGAGACAGUUUAUGGUUGACGAAGAUAAGGCGAAAAGAGCGUUUAAGUUUCCGGUGAAACAUGGGAAAGAAUUGGAGUUGGAAGAGAAGGAUACGAGGAAACUUAAUCUGUUGAAUACGUUUCCUCUGGUUUCGCCGUAUUCGGAUGGUUGGAAGCUUGAUGUUUGGACUUUAGAAGCGGAGAAGUAUCGUGUUGGCGUUGUGCACGAGUUCUUGAACUUGACGUUGGAGAAGAGAGCUUCGAUUCAUCAUAUUGUGGAGUUUAAAGAUGAGUUUAGUUUGACUAGACAGACUUAUCAGAUGUUGAAGAAGCAGCCUACUACUUUUUACUUGGCUGGCACUGAGAUGAACUGGGCUGUGUUUUUGAAGGAUGGUUACAAUGAGAAUGGUGUUUUGAUUAGUAAGGAUCCACAGGUUGUGUUUAACGACAAGCUGUAUAAGUAUGCAGAUAUGCAGCAGAUGGACCAUUCUUGAAACCAUAGUAAAGAAUGUUAACUGCUGUUUUUGAGGUAUCACUGGAUCAAAUCUCUCACUAGUCUUGGUUCACUCUAUUUGAGAGACGGCUCAAGUGGUUUAAGUAUCAGUCUUUGUAUAAUAUAAAUUAGGCUACAAUGUUGUAAUCUGAUAGUAUUUUACACUUUGCUACAAAAUGGUAAGCUAUGAAUCUAAGCCCCUCAUUGUCCGGAGGAACUGUUGUGUUUAUUAUACAAAGAAGGUUUAAUCA
Molecule: messenger RNA, 1469 nt
Organism: Camelina sativa (false flax)
Lineage: Eukaryota; Viridiplantae; Streptophyta; Magnoliopsida; Brassicales; Brassicaceae
Product: protein WHAT'S THIS FACTOR 1 homolog, chloroplastic-like
Molecular function (GO): RNA binding
Source: RefSeq, a predicted model, not a curated record